AUGGCCCAGCUCCCAUCGGUGGACACCGACUCGUCCAUGUGCAGUCACCUGCGGCAGCUCGUCGAGCGGCGCCGGACUCCAUCGGGGGUCAAGACCGAGCCGGGCGAGACAGCGAGCUCGGGCAGCCGUGCGCUGGAGAAACGGUAUACCAGCGUGGUACAAUGGGGGGCGAUGGACCAGGGCAUCAAGCGGCGUAAAGUGAGUGCAGUGCACCACCAUGGGCUUUUACCGAGGUGGCGGCGGCCCAGCGGUGCUGGUGGUGGUCAGCCCAACACCGGCAUUGGCUUAGCUUCCGAAUAUGCUCCUGCGACUGCUCCACCUGCAUGCCACUCUUGUUCAGCAUCGCUCGCGCGCCCCUGGGCAUGCCUGACGUGUGACUUUAUCGGCUGUCCACCGUUCAGUGCCAGCUCGAGCUCGCAGGCGCGUGACUGCCUCUUGAGCCACUUUGCCGAUUCCACUCGCUGCGAGUUUGCCGUCGACCCCACCACGGGAGCCAUCUUCUGCUCUGAAUGCGACGACUGUAUCUAUCCCGACUCGUUCGAGGCGCUGUUCCGCACCACGUGUAUCCGCAUCGAGGAGGAAUACGACCAGAGCCGCGAGGGCAGCCUGCUCGGCGGUGGCCGGGGCCGCGGCCGUGGGCACUGGCGGCCAUGGGACGGCGAGCCCGCAGUGGACAUGGUCAAGUCUGCAUGCCGCGGCCUCCGCCCGCUUCUCAACCUCUCUCAGACGUGUUUCCUCAGCGCCAUCCUACAGGCGCUGGUGCACAACCCGUUGCUCAAGGCGUACUUUUUGUCGGAUAAGCACAACCGGCACGUGUGCCCCGGUGCGCGCGGUCUGGCUGUUGGCAAGCCGUCGCUCGGCGAGACUCCGGCCGGCACGCCGGCCGGCACGCCCGGCGACCGCGAGCGCGGCUGCAUGUGCUGCGAGAUGGACCGGGCGUUUGACGAGUUUUAUUCCGACGACACCACACCCUUUGGGCCCAUUACGAUGCUGUAUGCCAUGUGGCACGCGUCGUCGGAACUCGAGGGCCACGGGCAGCAGGACGCGCACGCGUUCUUCCUCGCGGCCCUGGAACAGAUCCACCAGCACGCAAAGGGCCAGCUGUCGAGCUGCAACUGUAUUGCGCACCAGACGUUUUCCGGGUCGCUCGUCUCGGCCGUGACGUGCACAAAGUGCGGGGCGUCAAACACCACCGUCGACCCGACGCUCGACAUCCAGCUCGACUUCCCGCCCGUGGACGGCGCGCCCAUCACGCUCGCGACGCUGCUGCGCCGCUUCUGCGCCGAGGAGCGCCUCGACCACGGGUCAAAGGGGUACGAGUGCGGCAGCUGUGGCGGCGGCAAGGGCAACGUCGCCACGAGGAAGAUGAGCAUCAAAAAGCUGCCGCCGGUCCUGGCGUUCCAGCUCAAGCGCUUUGCGCACAACUCGACGUCGUCCAAGGUCGAGACACCCGUCAAGUUCCCCUCCCACCUCAACAUGAAACCGUACGUCGAGCCCAGUGCGGGGCCGGCAUCCAAGGCGCCCAGCGUCGCGGGCUCGAACGCGCCGCCGUCGCGCGCGUCGCCCGACACCACCACCACCGCGUCGCCCACCAACGAAGACACCCUCCCGUCCAGUCUGUACAUGUACGACCUGUUUGCCGUGGUCACGCACGAGGGCAAACUCGACAACGGGCACUACUGGGCGGACGUGCGCGACGGCGACGAGUGGUGGCACUGCGACGACGACAAGGUCACGCCCACGACGCUGGGGAACGCGCUCCGGCAAAAGGCCUACAUGCUCUUCUAUGUGCGUCGGAGCCUCGCGUACGGCCAGCCGAUGAGUAAGCUGUUGGCGGCCAAUGGCGCCGGCGGGGGUGCGGGCGGUGCGGGCGGUGGUGGCGGUGGUGGUGGUGGUGGUGCGGGCGCGGGCAAGACGGUGAAUGGCGGCGGGGCCAACGGCUCGUAA
Messenger RNA from Apiotrichum porosum, 1947 nucleotides. RefSeq lists its product as uncharacterized. The transcript has 5 exons. Gene Ontology annotation, biological process: protein deubiquitination. Gene Ontology annotation, molecular function: zinc ion binding; cysteine-type deubiquitinase activity. NCBI's taxonomy places the organism in Eukaryota, Fungi, Basidiomycota, Tremellomycetes, Trichosporonales, Trichosporonaceae. Bases 1 to 1947 code for a protein of 648 amino acids. The record is from RefSeq and is a predicted model, not a curated record.